This is a messenger RNA of Leptinotarsa decemlineata (Colorado potato beetle), 987 nucleotides long. RefSeq names its product mitochondrial translation initiation factor 3. Gene Ontology annotation, cellular component: mitochondrion; nucleus. Lineage: Eukaryota; Metazoa; Arthropoda; Insecta; Coleoptera; Chrysomelidae. The record is from RefSeq and is a predicted model, not a curated record. Gene Ontology annotation, biological process: ribosome disassembly; mitochondrial translational initiation. Gene Ontology annotation, molecular function: ribosome binding; translation initiation factor activity.
GCUUUCGCGUACUUAAUCUGUGGCAAAGGUGGCACUAUCAAGUGUUCUUCUGAUUGUUUAGUAUUCUGUGGUCCAAUUUUCAUUAUGUCGUUAUGUGUAUUUUUCUCUAGAGCUAAAAAUCGAGUUAAGCUAUUUAAUGUGAGAAAUGAAAUUUCGAACUAUUUUUUAUGUCGAUAUAUCCGUCAUUUGUCGACUGAAGAAAACGAAGGAAACGUUAAAAGAAAGUCAGAUCAGGCUACUUUGAUUACUCUGAUAAGAAAUAAGCAACAGUCAGUCACCACUUUAGAAGAAGCUGAAAAAUUAUCCAAGAGAAGAGACCUUAUACUGGUUAAAGUUAUUGACUUAGAUACAAAAACUCAAAGACCUAUCUAUAAACUAAUUACACUCAGAGAAUAUCAAAAUGAAGAUCAUAAAUGCAAAGAAUGUAGAACAAAGAAUCAAAAUUGCCUUAAAGGAGAGAAAGUUCUUUUGAUUAGCCCAAAUAUUGAUAAGAAUGACCUAAAAACCCAAAUAAGAAGAAUCAAUAAGUGGAUUGAUAAGUUUUAUGAAGUUAAAAUAGUAGUGACGGGAGACAAUGUUGAGACAGACAAAGCUCCAAGUGUAAAGAUGGAUCUAGUGAUGGUUGAACUUGGUUGCAAUAUAUUCAUACAUGAAUGGAGUCAUGUUAUACACAGUAGACAAUAUAAGUAAACAGUGUAUGUUUUUUGAAUGGGACAAGCCAAGACGUCUGUGAAAAGAACCAGAGGUAACACCCGAUCUAGAAUCUGAUCAUUCACAUCUCAAAAUAACUUUCGACAUUGGAGAAAAUGACAAGCAGAAGAAAACUUCCAACAAACUGAUAUGGAGAAAGCGAAUGACUACAUGAUGCGGUACAUAUAUACUUUGGAAGAUGAAAACAACCAUCAACAAAUAAUAGACUUUUGUAAUGAAUUGUCGGAAACAUUUAUAGAAUAUACACAAAAUAAAUAUAAUUUCUGUACACAUGAA